Octopus bimaculoides (California two-spot octopus) is the source of this 2865-nucleotide messenger RNA. RefSeq names its product WD repeat-containing protein 3. NCBI's taxonomy places the organism in Eukaryota, Metazoa, Mollusca, Cephalopoda, Octopoda, Octopodidae. The record is from RefSeq and is a predicted model, not a curated record. Gene Ontology annotation, molecular function: protein binding; snoRNA binding. Gene Ontology annotation, biological process: maturation of SSU-rRNA. Gene Ontology annotation, cellular component: Pwp2p-containing subcomplex of 90S preribosome; small-subunit processome.
ACAAAACAAAACAGUGAAAUGUAUUAAAUUCACAGAAAUGGUAAAUAGUUCAUUGAAGGAUUGAUAUUCUUAACAUAUUGAUAAAGAAAGUCAAUUAACCUACCACAAAAAGUUGUUAAUUCCGGAUACAAAAACGGUCAUAUGAAAUGGGUCUUACAAAGCAGUAUCUUCGAUACAUUCACCAGGAAACAUUUGGUAUAAUUGGAAGUCACCAAUCAAAUAUUCAAUUUCUGAACUACCUCAACACAUUUGGGAGAUAUGUGGCUGUUGCAGCCUGUGAAGAUGUUAUUAUUUGGGAUUUGCGUAGUAGAAAAAAGGUUUCAGUUCUAAAAGGUGAAAAAUUUCCUGUCACAGCUUUGAAGGUGUCUCUGAAUCACAAACAGCUGUCAGUUGGUUAUGUCAAUGGUAUGAUUAACGUGUUUGAUCUGGAGAAUCGAGAGACCCUGUUCAAGUUUAAUGGACACAGAUCUGCUGUUACAGUUCUCAACCACAACAAAGAUGGUUUCAUUCUGGUGUCUGGAGGAAAUGACACUGAUGUUAUUUUGUGGGAUCUACUGCAAGGAACUGGUAUGUACCGAUUAAAAGGUCACAAAGGAAGCAUAACACAAGCAGUAUUUCUUUCUGAAGAUAAUGUAUUAAUUACCAGCUCAAAGGACUCCCUAAUAAAACUAUGGGACUUGGACACCCAGCAUUGCUUUGAUACCAUUAUUGAACACCGCAGUGAGGUGACAGAUAUUCUUGUUACAAAAAAUAACGAAUUAAUUACUGGAUGCGCUGAUAAUGAACUUCGUUUCUGGGGACUUCAAUCAAAUUCUAACAAACAAGAUGACUCAGAAGCUCCAUUGAAAAAAGCUCGAAUUGAAGAAGUGAAAACAGACCAAACAGAUUCAACUGAAAGUCAGCGAGAAGAGGAAUUUAUUUAUCCAAUCAAAUGUGUCAAAACUGGUUCAUUGAUGCGUCAAACAAAAGAAAGAUUACUUGCCAUGAAAACCAAUCCUUCAAAUAGAGUUCUUGUAUGUCUGAACAAUGAUAGCAGUCUAGAGAUUUAUUUAAUGGCUACUGAUGAAGAGUUGAAGAAAUUAGAGAAGCGAAGGCUAAAAAAACGUAAAAAGAAAGAAGAAACAGAACCUUUAAUAGCAUUAAAAGAUAUCUUCAAGAAAAUUAGCAGCUUUAAAAUAACUCAAAAGGGACAUAGUUUUGACUGUUUCUUGGAAAAAAAUAUCCUAAAGAUUGUGUGUUUAUCAUCCAACAACACCCUGUCAUGGUAUAACAUUGAUAUCAACACUAGUGAGCAGGAGAUACCAGAAACAGAAAUCUUAGAAACACAAGGUCACCAUACUGAGAUCCGGGCACUAUCUUUCAGCUCAGAUAAUACUGCUAUCCUUUCUGCCAGUGCUGAUUCAGUCAAAGUCUGGGAUCGAUCUUAUUUACAAUGUAUAGCAACAAUGGACUGUGAAUAUGCUCUCUGUUGCCUUUUCCUCCCAGGAGACCGUUUAUGUGUUGUUGGAACAAAGUCAGGAACACUUCAGCUAUUUGAAAUUGCAACAGCUACAUUACUAAGCACCUUUGAUGCCCAUAGUGGACCAGUUUGGAGUAUAAGCUUAUCUCCAGACAAGAAUGGCAUUUGUUCUGGAGGUGCAGAUAAGAACAUCAAAUUUUGGACAUUUGAAUGGUUAGUUAUCAGUUCUGAGAAUGAACAGCCGAGAAAACAACUGACCUUGGAACAUCAGAGAACUUUGCUGAUGGAUGAAGUUGUUCUGGCUGUCAUGUACAGUCCUAAUAACCAGUUGGUGUGUGUUGCUCUCAUGGACAAUACAGCUAAAUUAUUUUAUGCUGACUCAUUAAAGUUCUUUGUCUCACUCUAUGGACACAGUAUGCCUGUGCUGUGUCUAGAUGUUUCAUCUGAUAGUGAGUUGAUUGUUACUGGUUCAGCAGAUAGAGAUGUCAAAUUAUGGGGCACAGACUUUGGAGACUGCCACAAGUCACUUUUUGCACAUGAUGGCAGUGUCACUUGUGUUAAAUUCAUUCCAAACACACAUAUGUUUUUCUCCUGUGGGAAAGAUAAAAAAAUCCGCCAAUGGGAUGGGGAUCAUUUCCUGCCAAUUUUAACAUUACAGGGUCACCAAGAUCAAAUACGUUGUUUAGCUAUCAGCCCUAGUAGUAAUUUUCUUGUGUCAGCAUCACAUGACAAAUCAAUACGUCUGUGGGAAAAGACAGAAGAAAUAGUUAUACCAGAUGAAGAAAAGGAAAUGGAAAGAGAAGAAGAACUUGAUAAAGAAUAUGAAGAAACAGAAUUACAGAUUCCAGGAGAAAUUUCUAAAGAAGUUAGCCAUGCCUCACGUAUGUCUCUUGAAACAGUAAAAUCUAUUGAUAAAUUAAUGGAAGCAAUAAGUCUUCAUCAAGAAGAGUCUAGAAAACCAGAAAAAGAAAGAAUUGCAGAUGCUGCCACCAAUCCAUUUCUGUUAGCUUAUGGGGUUGAUAAUACUGUGAAAUAUGUCCGAGAAAUCUUUAAACGAAUUAAUGCCAGUGAGUUGAAUGGUACAUUGCUGGGUCUCCCUUAUCACUGUGCUGUUAUCCUUCUGAAGCUGCUGCAUAAAUUUGUGACAUCAAAAUGGUGUACUAUGAAGUCUAUAAAUGCUAUAUUAUUUCUUCUUAGAGUUCAUCAUAACCAGUUGCUGGUUGAUAAGAGCAUUCUUCCAUUUUUAUUGAAAUUAAAUGAAGACAUUCAAGAACAUGUAUCUGAACUUGUGGAUACAAGUGGUUAUAAUCUUUAUGCCCUCAAAAUGCUGCAAAGACAAUAUAGUAAUGGUGAUAUAUCAGACAAUUUUGAAGUUACUGAUGUUAAAUAAAAAAAAAUUAAAUUUU